AUGGGUCGAUAUGGUCAAGUGUUAAAUAUGGCUACGAACCUUAUACUUGUCCUACUAACCAUACCGUUAGCUAAAAUAUUGGAUCUUGAAAAUGAGGAGAGGAAUCUUUUAUAUGUUCGUAUCACUUAUGGAUCAGUGCAAGCUUUGAUAAUAUUCCUUUGUUUUUAUAUCGCUGCCAAGAUAAAGGAAAAAAAUGACAUUACUGAACUGAGUUACGUUGAACCAGCAAAACCCUUCCCGGUCUCGAAAGAACCUCCUAAAAUGAUUGAGACCACUAUUCGAGAUUACGAUCUUGAUAAAAAUAAGGAAGUUCUUAAUCAAACGUUUACGAGUUUAGCACUUAUCAUGUUCUUACAUUUUUACUUGGGUUUGAAUCAACCUUUACUCGCUCAAUCGAUUUUACCAUUAAAGAAUAUCUAUCAACAACAAAUUGUUCAAAUUCAUUUAUUGGGUAAAGAAGUAAAAAGACCAUUUAAGACUGUUAGUCUUUUUGAUUUGACCGACUCUUCUAAUCAAACAGAUAAAGUUGCUUUCAAAAAAAAGAAGCAGUAA
Diversispora eburnea is the source of this 552-nucleotide messenger RNA. The record is from the annotation of a GenBank genome assembly. NCBI's taxonomy places the organism in Eukaryota, Fungi, Glomeromycota, Glomeromycetes, Diversisporales, Diversisporaceae.